CUAAUAUUUGUCUAAAAUAAUAAUUAUGCCGUAUGAUAAAUGCCCCAAAUUGUUAUUUCGUGUACAGCGCCAUCUAUAUUUAAUCUCGUAAACGAAUUCUCAGUUCACAAAACCUCGAGAUUGACCUCGAGAGCUUAGAACUCUUAUAAGGCAGAUAUUUGUCAGUUGUGUAAAAACGUAACAUUGUGCGUCAAAAAUAGCAAUUUUAUGUUAAAUAAAUUAAAUUAUUACAACAUAACAAAACGUAUUAAACUUUAUGAUUGCGAAAUGGUGAUGUCAUACAUGGUGUAGAAUCUUACAUUUAUGAAUCUGUAACUUUUGUGUUAUCUGCAUUUUUGUAAUUGUCAAAAAGCGCUCAUUCUGUCAAUAUCAGCUGUUCAUAGACGAUUAUUGUGCAUUGUUGUGGUGUGAUUAUUAUGAAUUAAAAAAUAUUACGACAACAAAAUGAAAUUUAUCAAAAUAUGUCGUCGACUAAGAUACGAAUACAGUUCGGUGGCACGUGGAUAUUCAACCGUUUCUGACAAGUGGCAAAGUGUAGUUGGUUUAGAAGUUCACGCACAGUUGAAUACAGAAUCAAAACUGUUCUCAGGUGCUCAGAAUACUUUUGGUGGUGUUGUGAAUAAUUGCGUAUCACUAUUCGAUGCGGCUGUACCUGGUACAUUGCCCGUGCUGAACAGAAAAUGUGUCGAACUUGGUAUAAUGACCGCUUUAGCAUUAUCUUGCAAAGUCAACGAAGUCUCGACUUUUGACAGAAAGCACUAUUUUUAUGCUGAUCUACCGACGGGCUAUCAAAUUACACAGCAAAGAAAUCCAUUGGCUAGCGAUGGCGUUAUUAACUUUCAGGUAUUUACUCCAGGAAUACACAAACAACCGUACAGAAAGAGUUCAAAGAUCAAACAGAUACAGUUGGAACAGGACAGUGGCAAGUCAUUGCAUGAUGCAGAACUCAAGCGGAGUCUCAUUGACCUCAACCGAGCGGGAGCUCCACUUAUAGAAUUGGUGUUCGAACCUGAUUUAGAGGAUGGCGAAGAAGCAGCGGCUCUGGUUAAGGAGUUGGUGCUGAUUGUGCAAAGACUCGGUGCGUGCACUGGUCGUAUGGAAGAGGGCGCCCUCAGAGUCGAUGCUAACGUGUCGAUUAGGCGACCCGGCGACCCGCUCUCUACUCGCACUGAGAUUAAGAACAUUGGAUCAGUGCGCGGCGUGGCAGGCGCUAUCCGGCAUGAGAUUGAGCGACAAAAGACAAUCUUGGACAAUGGGGGUCACAUUAUCAACGAGACCCGAGCGUGGGACGCGACUGCACGAGUCACUAUACCUAUGAGAGACAAAGAGGUCGUGCAGGAUUAUAGAUACAUGCCGGAACCGAAUCUGCCACCGUUACGCGUCAACUUGAAGACCGAUAUCGAGCAUAGAGAUGUUCUAAGUGUACCACUAAUACAGGAAAAGAUACCAGAACUUCCAGAACAAUCCAGAAAAAAACUUAUCGAAGACUUUGGACUAAGACCAGAAACAUCAAUCCAACUAGUCAACGAACCUACAUUACUAGAUUAUUUCCAAAAUUUAACAUCAGACAAAACCAGGAAUCCAACCAAAGUAGCAAAUUUUUUAAUCAAUGAUCUUUUGACUGUACUUAAUAAAAGAAAACUAGGUGCAGAUGAUUGUCCCCUUACUGUUAAGCAACUAAAAGAACUGACUGACAUGCUUUUGAGUAAAGACAUUAAUUUAGAAAUUUGUAGAAACGUUCUAGAUGAACUGAUUGUUAUAUCUGAUGAUGAUGUAUCUCCAUUAGAUGUAGUAGAAGAAAAGGGAUGGAAACUAAAGUCCAAUGAGGAUGAACUAACAAAACUUUGUAUUGAAGUCUUAGAAAAUAAUCCUAAGUUGGUGAAACAAUAUAAAAAUGGUAAAACCAAAGUAUUUAAAGCACUUUUAGGAAUAUUAUCUAAGAGCAACAAUAAAGUUGAUAUGUCUGUAGCGUCUAAGAUCAUGGAAGGGUUAUUGAAAAAGUGAAAAUAAAUUUUAAAUCAUA
Molecule: messenger RNA, 2023 nt
Organism: Spodoptera exigua (beet armyworm)
Lineage: Eukaryota; Metazoa; Arthropoda; Insecta; Lepidoptera; Noctuidae
Source: the annotation of a GenBank genome assembly